CCCCAAGCUUCCUCUCUGCCUCUCCAUCCUGCCGUGGUUGUGACACCACCGACGACUCCUUGCUAUUCCCGGCUCGUCCUGCCUUGCACCCGCAGACCCCGGGCCCCGACUUUCCCUGCAGGGCACCACGCAGUGCUUGCCCGAGAUCGCCAGAUCCAGAGCCGCCAGUGGCUGUCUGUCCCAGGUUGCACGGGGGGACCGCCCCAUUGUUUGGACCCGACAGAGGGCGCCGUGUUGCGCCCGGGCAGAGCCUCGCCCAUGUCGGCGGCGGCUGGCCUCCCGUUCUCCCACCCUCGUGCUACCGCCGCCGCCGCCGCCGCCACCGCUGUAAGGAGUCCCGGGGAUGUCACCUCUUCCGGGAUGUCUCCGGCAGACGGCAGCGUCGUCUAUGCCACGCCAGACUCGGCCCGGUCUGCGGUCCAGCCCUACAUCGUGGCCAAGCUGGAGCCGACCGAGGACGGCGAUGAGGACCUGGCCACGGAGACGAGCCCCGGCGGGAGCUAUGCCGGCGCCGCCGGUAACACCAGUACCACGGGCCCGUCCGAGUCUGGCGAGCCAGACAGGAAGAAGCAGAAGCGCAACAAGCCGACCUUGUCGUGUCUCGAGUGCGUGGAGCGCAAGACCAAGUGCGAUAGAGGCCGGCCACAUUGUCUCGCAUGUAUAAAACGCCAGUCCGAAUGUCGAUAUGCGCAUGUGGCAAAUGUUCUCGAGGGCACAUCACGCGCAGUUACGAAUGGCCGCAGGAUGACGAGACCGCCCAAGAAGCGGUCGUCGUUCUCCCUGCACAGCAAUGGCGCGACAGCAGACAGGCCACCAUUACCAAACAUUGCUGACAGAGGUGUCCUCACCAGUACGAUCGUCUCGUCUGGCUCCGUUGCCUUGUCCACAGGCCUGCUAUCAAAUGUCCCAUUCUCCUUGCCCUCGGCGUCCAAAGUCUUUGGCAUCGGCUCCGGCUAUCCCUUUGCCAACUACUGGACAUGCGAGGGUGGCCUGCCCGAAGUCAUCAGCGUGCUGCCCGAAAAGGUGCAAUCCGACAUGCUAGUCGCGCAGUACUUUGAGUGCGUGGACCCAGUCUACCCAUGUGUCCACCGGCAGACCUUCUACGCCGUGUACGAGCACUUCUGGUCUCUGCCGCGCGCGGAAAAGGACAAGGCGGACGCCUCGUUCGUCGCCCUGCUCUUUGUCAUGCUGGCUCUCGGCACGCAGUUUGUCAGCACGACCAAGAGCACGCAGGACGACCGCAGGCAGAUGGCCGAGUUUUACGCCUCGGCGGGGAACCAGGCGCUGCGCAUGUUCUCGUACAUGAGCACCGCCUCGAUACAGUCCAUCCAGGCCAUGGUGCUGCUGUGUUAUUUCUUGAUCAACGACAACCAUGCUUCGGAUGGCUGGGCCUUUGCGGGGUUGUUGAUGAGGCAGGCUUAUGCCAUGGGCUUGCAUAGAGACCCGAACAUUGUCACACCUCACGCCAACGCAUUUGAAAAGCAGCAGCGCCGCAAGCUCUGGCAGGCCGUGCUGCUGCAGGACACGUUCUUCGUGGUGCUCCUCUCGCUCCCGCCCAACGCGACGCACACGGACGUGCACGUCGACGACUUUGACGACGACGAGUCGAGCAUCGCCAACUCGGACCCCACGGACACGGCGUACAUCCGGGGCUCGUGGACGCUGGCGAACCUCGUGCAAGAGACGAUCUGCAGCCCACGGUCUCUGGACCUGCCGAUCUGCUCGACGCAGAGGCAGAAGAGCAAGCUCGUGGGUGACUUUCGAGGGGUGUAUCGGAGCUUUCCGGACGUGUUCCGGUCCUGGAACCAAGACUCGAUAGCCCACCUCGCCGUCACCAACAAGCGCGUCGUCCGCCAAACGCUGUUCCUCACGAGCAACUACUACCACAACCUGAUGCUCGUGCACGCCUCCGAGUCGCCCGAGGUGCCGAUCAACAUCAAGGCCACGCUCGAGGCCGCGCACGAGGCCAUCACGGCGUUCUUUACCUUUUUCGCGCUGCUGCCCGAGGAGAGCCGCGUGUGGUGGGUCCUGAACCACCGCGCGUUCCUGGAGGCGCUGUGCAUCGGCGGGAUAUUGAAGGAGGUGAGGAGACUUGGCGCGGAGGCUGGCGGGGACCAGCAGCAGCAGCAGCAGCAACAAGGCAGCGGCGGUGGCGGCGGGGAUGCAGACGGGGAAGGAGAAGUGAAGCUUGGGAGGGAGGGGGUUUUCCUGGGCAGGAGAGGGAGCAGUAUUAGCGUCGGGGGGCGCAAGAACAGUAGUAGUACUGCUGGUGGUAGCGAUGCCGCGGCGGCGGGUGAUAUCGAGCAGCUGCUCAGCAGGGAGCCUCUCUACACCAGGGCGAGGGCGGACAUCACACGAAUGAUGGAGAUCAUGGAGAUUAUGGGCUCGGGUGCGCAGGGGUCUGAGGUUGCGAGGACCAGAGUCACCGUGCUGAGGGAGCUCCUGUGACAACAAUAUCUCUGCGUAUAUCCAUCUCCCCUUGUAAUUAACCUACAUUUCUGUGUCACGGGUUGUGAUUGCAUUUGAGCGGGGACGCAUACCCUUUUCUUUUCUCUUCUUUUUUUUAUUUUUUAUUUUUUAUCUUGGUGCUGUUGUGAAUUCAAGAAGGAAUAGUUUGCGGAGCGAUCUUCCGCUCGAUCUGGUGUGCUUUUUGUUGUGGUAUAUUUGUGUUCACGAGGUAGCUGCAAAUAUGAUGGGCGUUUGCGUAUUAUGCAAACGUGUUGUUGACAGGUCCCUUUGGAUGCAGUGUGUUCGCGCCAUUCCUUGAACUUAUCCCUGGUUCGCUCAAACACAUCACACAGUAUCAGAGGAAGAAAGAAGCAGUGAAUAAC
Molecule: messenger RNA, 2831 nt
Organism: Microdochium trichocladiopsis
Lineage: Eukaryota; Fungi; Ascomycota; Sordariomycetes; Xylariales; Microdochiaceae
Product: fungal-specific transcription factor domain-containing protein
Exons: 7
Coding region: 259-2448 (729 amino acids)
Biological process (GO): regulation of DNA-templated transcription; DNA-templated transcription
Cellular component (GO): nucleus
Molecular function (GO): zinc ion binding; DNA-binding transcription factor activity, RNA polymerase II-specific; DNA binding
Source: RefSeq, a predicted model, not a curated record